AUGGCGCUUCCCACUGUCAAUGUGGAUAAUGUAACUAAACUUCUUGAAGAGUCUCUCUGUAAACUGGGAUUUGAAAUUAAACCUUUAAAGGUUGGUUGGUAUAAUCAUGUGCUGCCUGCCUCACUCCAGCUGUCCUAUCCAGAGGACACACUUGCUGUGGUGGUCCUUAGUACCCCUUCCAUGUUUGAAUUAUCGUUCUUGCCAUUUCUGGAGCAGCAGCACUUUCACAGACUGUCUGACCCCAUAGACCAGUGUGUGAAGCACUGUGUGUCCUCUGCUGUCUCGCAGUGUUUUUCAAACCAUGCAAUUGCUGUUUCAUAUGACUAUGAGCUGUUCCCAAGUCGCAAACCAAAGUUUUUGGCUCAAACUGCUGCACAUGUUUCUGGAGCAGCUUUCUACUACCAACAGUCUGAUGUCCCACAGCAGCCCUGGGGAGACAAGAAGAUGUAUGGAGUGUGUGUGCAUCCACGGUUCGGUGGCUGGUUUGCCAUUAGAGCUUUGAUAGUGUUUGAAGAUGUGAUACUGGGUCCCGAGCUUAAGCAGCCUCUUCCUCCUGACUGUGUUCCCUCUAGAGAAGACCGGAUACGUUUACUGGAGGCUUUCAACUUUCACUGGCAGGACUGGACUUAUAGGGACAUCAUCAGCCCAGUCCAGACCUACUCACAGAAACAAAAAGACUACUUUGGCACUCUACCUGCACAGCGUAUUGAUCUGUUAAAGACCUGGGGAUUUCUACAGAAAGACAACUCUGAAGAGACUGAGCUGAAACAGAGAAAAGGGAAGUCUCAGUGUUCCAGAGCAGAUCAGUUGUGGAUGAGUGAAGCGUUUUCCGCCCACAGACAUGAGUUAACCAGAGGGCAGCAGAAAGGCCAGCAGCAAACCAGCUACAAGAGGCACCAGUGCUCAGUGGAGGCGGGGGAUGCCCAAAAUCUGUACACAUGA
Knipowitschia caucasica is the source of this 942-nucleotide messenger RNA. Lineage: Eukaryota; Metazoa; Chordata; Actinopteri; Gobiiformes; Gobiidae. The record is from the annotation of a GenBank genome assembly.